AUGGGAGGACUCUGGAACUGCCAAUCGGCGGUCAAGAAGGCGGACUUGAUUACAGCCUACGCGUCCCUCAUGACCCUUCACUUCCUGGCCCUGACAGAGACCUGGAUCAGUCCAGAGAACUCUGCUACUCCUGCUGCCCUCUCAACCGUCUACUCAUUCUCGCACACCCCUAGACCAUCCGGGCGAGGAGGGGGGACCGGACUCCUCAUCUCGCCCAUGUGGUCCUACCAGGUACUUCCACUAGAACACUUGGCCAGAUCUGCGUUUGAACUACACGCUGUCACUGUUACCAUUCCAAUCAAGCUCUCCAUUGUGGUGAUCUACCGUCCUCCAGGUCCCCUCCGUGACUUCUACGACGAGAUGCAUGCCCUCCUCAGCUGCUUUCCUGGGGAUGGCAAACCACUCGUUAUCCUCGGUGAUUUCAACAUCCUGCCAGAGAGGUUGCACUCACCUGAACUAACCAACUUUUUCGCCACAACACUAUCCCCUUCUCCUCCCACACACAGGGCUGGGAACCAGCUUGACCUAAUAUUCACCAGGUCCUGCGGCACCUCUGCUCUCUCCGUUACCCCGCUCCCUGUGUCUUACCAUCACUUUGUUGAUUUUUCUCCCCUUGAAUUCCUCUCCCCCCUCCUCUCUAGUCCCCACAUUGUCACCAUUUGCCGUAACCUCAAAUCCCUCUCUCCCUCUACGUUUGCCUCUACUGUUCUGUCUUCACUACCUUCUAUCGAACGAUUCUCUCAACUAUCUACAGAUGAAUCUUCAGACACUCUGCUAUCCUCCCUCUCCUCCUCCUUGGAUUCCCUCUGUCCCUUCCACUCCAGACCAGCGCGAUCCUCAUCCCCCCCUCCUUGGCUGCCCCAUCCUCUGCAGACUUGUAGAACAAAGUUGCGAGCAGCUGAGAGGAAAUGGAAGAGAUCAGACUGUCCUAAUGAUCUAUCUCACUAUCUUUUCCUUCUUUCAGAUUUCACCUCUUGUGUGUCAACAACCAAAUCUGCCUUCUACCGGUACAAAAUCAACUCCUCUGCCUCAAACCCCAGGAAACUGUUUUCCCUGUUCCCGUCCCUCCUCAACCCUCCCUCAACCCCAUCUCCUUCCUGCCUCACUGCUGAUGACUGAUACCUACUUACCCAGAAAGUGAAGGAUAUUAGCUCCUCUUUUAUCCCUGCCUCCAUUCUCCCUCCUCCCAUCCCCUCCUCUGUCUUUAUCCAAUUUAGCCCUCUCACCUCUGACGAGGUCAACAGAAUGAUAACAUCUAACCAUGCCACCACCUGCCCCCUUGACGCUAUCCCCUCCUCUCUCCUCCAGGAUGUCUCAAGCGAGAUGCGAGUUGCUAACCAACUGUCCUCCUAUCUCUCAUCUAACAACCUCCUUGACCCCCACCAGUCAGGUUUCAAGAAGGCACACUCCACUGAGACGGCUCUCCUUGCUGUGACUGAGUCCCUCCGUGCUGCCAGAGCCUCGUCCCUCUCAUCGGUUCAUAUUCUCCUCGACCUGUCCGCAGCAUUUGACACGGUGAACCACCAGAUCCUCCUUGCCACUCUUGCCGAACUUGGCAUCGCUGAAUCUGCUCUUUCCUGGUUCACAUCCUACCUGACGAACCGCACCUAUCAAGUGACAUGGAAUGGCUCCUUGUCCAAACCUUGCACGCUUGAAACUGGUGUCCCUCAAGGCUCUGUACUGGGGCCAAUUCUGUUCUCCCUCUAUACCAGUUCUCUGGGCUCGGGAAUUGCAUCACACAGCUUUUCCUAUCACUGCUAUGCUGACGACACUCAGCUAUUUCUCUCUUUCCCCUCAUCUGAUAAAGCCCUGAUUGCAACACGCAUAUUGGAAUGUCUGGCGGACGUCAGCACCUGGACAACUGCCCAUCACCUGAGGCUUAACCUCCACAAAACCGAGCUCCUCCUAAUCCCAGGGAAAGAUUGCUCACACAUGGACUUACUGGUCACCGUUGAGAACAUCACUGUAUCUCCUUCUCCAACUGCCAGAAACCUCAGUGUGGUUCAGUUGUGCUGCACCGCAAACAUCACUGCGGUGGCCCGAUCCUGCAGAUUUGCACUUCACAACAUCCGCAGAAUCCGGCCCUUCCUAAAAAGGGAAGCAGCUCAGCUUCUAGUCCAAUCACUGGUCAUCUCCCGCCUCGACUACUGCAACUCACUCCUGGCUGGACUUCCUGCCUCUGCGAUUAAACCUUUGCAGCGCAUCCAGAAUGAGGCAGCGUGCCUCGUGUUCAACCUAAAGAAGUUCUCCCAUGUGACCCCCCUCUUCCGGGACCUCCACUGGCUCCCUGUAGUAGUUCGCAUCAAAUUUAAGAAGAUGGUACUGGCAUACAAGGCAAGGCCGUUCAGCAAAGUCACAACUUUUCCGGUUUUGGCACCUCAGUGGUGGAAAGAGCUCCCUGCCGCUCUCAGGACUGCAGAGUCGCUCAUUAUUUUCCGAAAAAGACUCAAGACUCACCUGUUCAGAGUCCACUUUGACACUUCAUAG
Molecule: messenger RNA, 2487 nt
Organism: Gadus morhua (Atlantic cod)
Lineage: Eukaryota; Metazoa; Chordata; Actinopteri; Gadiformes; Gadidae
Molecular function (GO): catalytic activity
Source: RefSeq, a predicted model, not a curated record